GAUACAAUGGCCACCUAUCGUUGUUUGCAUUUUUUUCUCCAGCCCGGUUUGGAGCAGCAUCAUAUCGAACAGCUGACCCGAAAGCUUUCGUUUUCUUUGAACGAUCUGCACCUCCGACUGGUCGCCUCUGAACUUUGCUACUACGUGUUUCUUACAGGCGACGAACCGUUACCUCCAGAUUUUAACGACAAAAUUGUAUGGCUGAUUCAAAAGCCCUUCGGAUCGCAGAAGGUGCUGCGAACAUCCGUGUUACCUUUGACGGCCGAUAAUAUAGUCCUGGAGUUCGCCGACCUUCUACAUGAUCGCAUGACGGAAUGCGAAUAUGUCCAACCGUUGCAAAUGCUCCGUUCUGCCGUUAAACCUGAAUUCUUCAGUGAGGUUGACGUCAUUAAGGGGAAACGUGAUGCUCUAAGAAAAGCUAGUGCUGAGUAUGGACUUGCUUUGGACGAAUACGACGUCGAUUUCUACUAUCAUCUCUUCGCUGAGUUGGCGAAACGCAAUCCGACUGACGUGGAGCUGUUCGACUUAGCUCAGAGCAACAGGCAGGUGUUUUAUUUAAUUAACCUUCAAGCUCUCCUUCGUUCUGUUCCCGGUUUCUUUUCGAUCGAACACUGCCGCCACUGGUUUUUCAAAGGUCGACUUAUUGUUGACUGCAUCGAAGAACCUAGUAGCCUGUUCGACAUGGUGGUCGAUACGCAGAAGGACUCAAACGCUAAUAAUGUCAUAAAAUUCAAUGAUAACAGCAGUGCGAUUCACGGAUACUCUGUUUCUUCACUUGUUCCAAGUUCUGCACCAAAUGGAUUGCAGUACCGAAUCAACAAAAACCUCAGGCAUAUCCUUCUAACUGCUGAGACGCAUAAUUUUCCUACAGGUGUAUGUCCAUUUCCUGGCGCUGCUACUGGCACCGGCGGACGAAUUCGUGAUGUUCAGGCCACUGGUCGAGGAGCUUUUGUGAUUGCUGGUGUCGCCGGCUACUCUUUUGGUAGUCUAAACAUUCCCGGCUACGAACUGCCUUGGGAAGAUCCGUCAAUGGAUUAUCCGCGGUCGCUUGCCUCUCCGUUGGAUAUCUGCAUUGAGGCGAGUAACGGGGCUUCUGACUAUGGUAACAAAUUCGGUGAACCGGUCAUCUGCGGAUUUGCCCGCUCUUUUGGGCUACGUAUUCCCAGAUUCGACUGCGGCCGCAUUGAAUACCUCAAGCCGAUUAUGUUCACGGCUGGAAUUGGCUUUGUGGACGAGAGCAAUCUGAGGAAGGCGAACCCGGUGAAAGGUAUGUGUGUUGUUAAAAUCGGCGGCCCGGUGUAUCGAAUUGGCGUAGCUGGUGGCAGUGCUUCUUCCCUGCAAGUUCAAGGGAGUAUUCAGCGUGAAAGUGAAGUGGAGUACGGUGCCGUUCAGCGCGGCGAUCCGGAGAUGGCCCAGAAACUGAACCGCGUGGUACGAAGCUGCGCCGAGUUGAAGUCGGCAAAUCCUAUCCAGUCUAUUCAUGACCAAGGGGCUGGCGGAAAUGCAAAUGUCAUCAAGGAGUUGGUGGAUAGUGCUGGAGCAGUCAUAUCAGCCGAUGCGUUCGAACUGGGAGACGCUUCCAUAACUGUGAAAGAGUUAUGGGUAGCGGAAUACCAGGAGUCAAACGCCGUUCUGGUGAACGCCGAAGAUAUGCCGUCGUUACAACGCAUUUGUGAACGUGAGAAGUGCUCGUGCUGUAAAGUCGGCAUCGUGACUGACGAUGACAGAGUAUUUCACCUGCGCUCUUUUGAAGAGCGUUCAGACGCGCUACAUUUCCCCUCGUCGUUGACCGUUGAAAGCGUGCUUCAAAGAGUACUUCGACUCCCAUCAGUAGCUAGCAAGCGGUACUUGACCAACAAAGUCGAUCGUAGCGUUACUGGUCUUAUCGCUCAGCAGCAGUGUGUUGGUCCAUUGCAUACGCCUGUUGCCGACGUUGGCGUUAUCGCUAUCUCGUAUUUUGAGACGGUUGGUGCCGCAGUCGCUGUUGGAGAGCAACCGAUAAAAUGCAUGCUGAAUGCAGAGCAUGGCGCCAGGAUGACCGUCGCGGAGGCGCUUACGAAUCUCGUUUUCGCUUCUAUAAGUUCACUAAGGGACGUGAAAUGCAGUGCAAACUGGAUGUGGCCUGCCAAGUUACCCGGAGGAGGUUUCCGGUUGCUAAAGGCAUGUAAAGCUAUGUGCGCAGUGAUGCGCGAUUUGGGUAUUGCUGUUGAUGGCGGCAAGGAUUCCUUGAGCAUGGCAGCAAACGUCAACGGCAGCAUUGUCAGAUCACCAGACACGUUGGUCGUAACUGCUUAUGCCCCCUGCCCAGAUAUCACGAAAACUGUGACUCCGGAUCUGAAAUGUCCCAAUGGAAAAGGUGUAAUUUUGCAAGUACGGUUUGGAAGCGAUUUCAAGCAUAAUUAUUUGGGUGGAUCUGCUGUUGCUCAGUGUUUCUCACAAAUUGGUGACUCUUGUCCUGAUCUGCGUAACGUCACACAGUUUCGGAACGCUUUCGACGUAACACAGGAGUUGAUACGAGAUGAAACUAUCAAAGCUGGACACGACGUAAGCGAUGGCGGUCUUAUGACGUGUGUUCUUGAAAUGGCGUUCGCAGGAAACUGCGGACUUUCUUUAAAUCUACCAUAUGCCGGAGAUUGGCUGGACUUGCUGUUUAACGAAGAGUCAGGAAUCGUGAUUGAAGUUGCUGAGUCGGUGGUCGAAGUAGUGCUCAGUUUGUAUGCCGCACGGGCUGUGCCCUGUUGCGUGAUUGGAUGGAGCAUAAAGGCACCUGAUCAAGGAACAAAUAUGAUAAACGUUGACAUACGUGAAGAAACUGUGUUUCACCAAAGCUUGGCAGUUUGUCGCAGUCUUUGGGAGGAGACUAGCUACAACUUGGAAAAACGGCAAUGUAACCUCGCCUGUGUGGAAAGCGAGAAGCGAUACAUGGAAAAUUUUGUAACUGGUCCUUCAUUCUCGACAUGGCAUUUGCCUGAGUUUGAGCAUGUCAUUCCUUACCCAGUCAAAGAAAAGAAUAUUAAUCUGGCAGUUAUCCGAGAGGAAGGAUCAAACGGCGAUCGUGAGCUGGCAGCUGCUUUUCAUGCAGCAGGAUUCACUGUAUGGGACUUGUGCAUGCAGGACCUUUUGCAUAAGAACGUAAAGCUCGACUGGUUUCGAGGCCUUGCAUUUCCCGGUGGAUUUUCGUACGCUGAUGUGUUCGGAUCAGCAAAAGGUGACAAAAAUUUAGUGGCACUGCAAAUUUCGAAAUUGUACAAUUAA
Messenger RNA from Soboliphyme baturini, 3255 nucleotides. The record is from the annotation of a GenBank genome assembly. Lineage: Eukaryota; Metazoa; Nematoda; Enoplea; Dioctophymatida; Soboliphymatidae.